Molecule: messenger RNA, 1705 nt
Organism: Hyla sarda
Lineage: Eukaryota; Metazoa; Chordata; Amphibia; Anura; Hylidae
Exons: 16
Coding region: 312-1601 (429 amino acids)
Molecular function (GO): protein binding
Source: RefSeq, a predicted model, not a curated record
CCUGUUAUUUGUCGGUGUGAAUGAAGGGAGUGUAGUUGUGGUGUGCACAGGUGGGGCGUGAUGUCAGUGACUGUACACAACCCCUGUACAGGAAUGUAAUCACCUGCAGUCUGUGGCAGGGCAGGGCACGAACAGUUAUUCCGUGUAACUGGAUCAGCUCAUUAUUUUAAAGACGGGGGAGCCCGCCCCAACCCGGACCGUGCUAGUACUGUUCAGCUAGUUGUUCCGUACAGACUUCAGCCUCGUCCCGUCCCCCCAGCCAGUGCCGGUAAUCGUGGAAUCCGGUAGUUGACGGAAGUGUCGGCGAGAGCAUGGCAGGAAAGGAGCCUCUGGUGGGCACACUGAAAGCUUGUGUUUUGGGAUUGCAGACCAGCAGCACCGAUACUAUCACAGAUGACUCUCCUCACGUGAUCCCACUAUGUGAUACCAUAGAGAUGAUCCUGCGUAAAGGGCUGAAGAGUGGAGUGCUGGGGUUGAAGAAAAGAGAUUACUGGCAUUGGAUUGAGGAGCUCCCACAACAUGAUACUUGUGGCAGACUACCUCAUAUAUCAGUAAUGAUAGAAAAGACUGUGGCCUGCCCCAAGGUGCUAAACUCGCAAGGAAGAGGACGAUAUUUUAUACGGAUGGCCCUCAACAGAAAAACUCUGGCAGCCACAAUCCAGCAUUUGCAGCACACACCGAAAUUACUUGAAUGGUACGAUCCAUUAUUCUCUGUACUGGGAAAUGAGGAACAUCUGGAGCCCUUUCUGUCGUUGCUGCUGGUGAUCUCACAGAGCACGUUUGAUCUAGAUCUUCAGAAUUGUAGUUUCCUGGAUGAGAGUUGGCUCCUACCUGUGUGUGCCACUUAUCAGACUGUGCCAUGUCGAGAGUUGGGGAUGGUACUGAGAUAUCUGGAGGGUCGCGUGUUUGUGGUAGAAGUACUGCCAGAUAGCCAAACUGAAGUAGAUGAGGUGGUUCUGGCAGGAGAUAUCAUUGAUGAAAUAAAUGGUGUGUCACUAAGAAAUGCAUACAAUGGCCAGGCUGGCACAGAACUAAAUAAGUUGAAGGGAGAGCCUUUAAUAUUUCGAAUAAUCCGGUGGAGAUGGAAAGAUGGGGAAGUGUUCCGUCCCCUCAUACCAUAUCUAAAAGGGCUAAAAGAGAGGGUUCCUGACUUCCAACUACAGCAGAACCCCAGAAGCCUAGAGAGGAGUCAGGAGUGUCCACAACAAGACGGAAGGCUCCUGUAUUCUGUGCAAUAUAUGGGACAAACAGAUGUUGGAAUGUUUGGGGGCAAAGAAAUUCUGGAUGUUGGCAUCUCCAGGGUACAAAAACAGAACUGUAUUCCAAGGGAUGUAUUGCUUGACAUCAAGGAGACAGAAGUUGCAGUUAAGGACAAGGAAACCUCUGAGGUCCUGUUUCGCUACUUGUACCCAGAGAUUUCUAGUGUAGGACGACGGCUGGAUAACAGGAAGGUCUUUGCCUUAUGUGCUGUUGAAAAAGGACAAGACCGUGAUAUGACUUCAUUCCACUGCUUUGUAUUUGAGACCAUUGGCCACAAGGAGUGUGAAGAGAUUGUAAAGCGCAUUGCAACAGGCUUCAAGCAUACAGAAUGGUUUGUGUAACACUGAAGUGACAGAUCUGCAGAACGCUCUCCCUUAAUAUAUCACCAACAAUUUUGUACAUAGUCAAUAAGGUUGAAAAGAGACCGGAGUCCAUCAAGUUCAAA